Messenger RNA from Melitaea cinxia (Glanville fritillary), 7509 nucleotides. RefSeq names its product DNA N6-methyl adenine demethylase-like (gene Tet). Gene Ontology annotation, biological process: oxidative demethylation; positive regulation of transcription by RNA polymerase II. The record is from RefSeq and is a predicted model, not a curated record. Gene Ontology annotation, cellular component: nucleus. Gene Ontology annotation, molecular function: DNA 5-methylcytosine dioxygenase activity; DNA binding; zinc ion binding. The transcript is spliced from 13 exons. The coding region runs from base 1 to 7509 and encodes 2502 amino acids. Lineage: Eukaryota; Metazoa; Arthropoda; Insecta; Lepidoptera; Nymphalidae.
AUGAGCGAAACGCUCAGAAGCGAGGCGGGCGCGGAUAGCGCGCACCUACCGCCAUUCUCGACCUUCGGCGACAUGGCGGAGAACGAGCAAAGGAUACUCACCGCCGACACCCGGCUCCUCGAUCCAGGCUGGGAAUACUACGAGAGGACUGGCGACACGGUCUCCGUGAUCGCUAGCCAACCACAAUACCGCCCAUGGGAGUCGAUGCCCAUCACCGUGAAUUCAAAGGAUGCAAUACUACGUGCAGGGUUCGCGUCUCCUCUCGAAUAUCAAUCGGUCACCCUGCAGCCAAUAGCUAAUAAGCUACCGUCCUUCCAAAGCCAAUUCCAAACAUUUCCAGAAACUACAGUGAUACCGGAAACAGGGCUCCCGAGUGUGACACCAGUGCCAGUCACAACGAGCCCGACCCCUAGUGCGAGCCCUAGUCAGUUAACACAGCUCACGCAACUAACUACUCCCUCAUCACCUGCACAUUUAACUACACUAGCACAGGUAGCACCUUUGUCGACGACUCUCACGACAUUGUCACCAGUCAAUGCUACAACAUUCCAUACCUUAACUGCUGUAAACGCACGAAGCUACCCAAUCGUUCCAGCGCCGCUGCAAGCGCGCGAAUUGGGGCCUGCCGGUCAAGCAUAUAUAGACGACCGACAUAUACAGCUGUAUCAGCCAAACAUUGCGACAAUAAAUGCAUUCCCCGCACAAAAUGGUAUUUUACAUCAAAAUGGAACGCUUCUUCACCAAAAUGGUAGUUUAAUUCAAAAUAUCCAAAGUCCUACUGUAGUUCAUGUUUUGAAAAACGAACCAUUUGACGUAAAGUCUCUACAAGAUAAAUACACGCCGAACGGCUUACAUCACAGUAAUUUCCAAAAUCCUAUGCUAAUAGACAAUGGGUACGAUAAAAAGACAAAUGGCUUUGGAAGCGGUUCAUCACCAACGAGAUCGGAUUUCCGAAAGAAGGAGAGACGGAAAAUAAGAGCAAACAGCUCAGAGUCAGAUGGAUCGAACAUGGAAGUAGGGUCAGAAAGCAGUGGACAAGUCGCUGCUGUAUCUUCUACUGCCGGCUUUAAGUCUCCGAUGCACGGCGCCCCACCUAUGACCACUGGACCAAUGGAACUCGACGAUAUUUCCAGUGAAAAGCAGACUAAAAAGAAGAGGAAGCGGUGCGGCGAGUGUAUAGGCUGUCAACGUAAGGAUAAUUGUGGUGACUGCGCGCCUUGUCGCAACGACAAGUCACAUCAAAUAUGCAAGCAGAGGAGGUGCGAAAAGUUGACGGAGAAAAAGCUUGUUUUGGCGCCGGACGGGACGUUGCAGACGGUGAAGAGCGAGUCGCGCCGAGGUCGCGGCAGAGGGCGCGCUGCGACUACACCCGUCUUACAAGACAUCAAGAGUUACCGUGGUCGUAAGCCAUUGGGCGGAGGAGUGUCGUCCGCGGUCGGGUUGAGCCCCGGAGUGCCAGCCUCAGCUUCCCCAGGACCCGCUGCGCCAGCCGCACCUAGCCCUGCUCCAGCCACAACGCCAGCUAUGAAACAGGAACAUCCCAGCCAACCCAUGGCUCCAAUGCCGUUUUACGCCGGUGACCCGAACAGAUUCCCAACAGCUUGGCAAACAGAUCCUUCACAAGGUUGGCAGAAUCAAUUUAUACAGCAGCUUCCAACUCAAACAGGCCAAACAACUUUAGACUAUCAAGGCAAUCACACGCCUUACGCAACGUCUCCUCAUUACCAAGCCAACACCACAUACACCGUCCAAAACGUCGCUACUACAUUUGAUGUUACAAACAAUACUUAUUACCCGGCUGGAAUUCAAACUAUUCCAGCUCAACGCCCGCCUUCUAAUCGUGGAGCGUACACUCCAGUUCCAUCACCGCGAGCUCCUCACUAUACGACCGAAUAUCAGCAACAGUAUGCACAACAAGCGCCUACUCCGGGAGGUACUACGGGAAGUGAUUCAAGACCCGCCUCAGCUGCCUCUUAUCAAAGUUCAGUUGCAACUCCAGCUGCGCCAGUUUACACUGUCAGUCAGAACUAUGAAAGAACCGAGUAUACGACAGAACAUACAGAAGAAUACAAUAACGGAGACAACGGUACAGAUGUAUCGAAUAACGACAAUGAAAGACAAGAACAAAAUGCCUCGAAUAGUCAGCAUUCGGGAAACGCCGAGCCUGGAUACCUGCAGGGGAGCAACGGUCCGCGAGCUUCACUCGAUUGUAACGGGUAUUCGGGCAACUAUAACAGCGGACAAUAUACAGAAAACGGACAAGCGCAGAACCAAAGCGAUUGGCAACAACGUCAAUGGCAACAUAACCAAAGAAUACAAAAUCAACAACAAAUACAAAAUCAACAACAGUUACAAAAUCAGCAACAAUUACAAAAUCAACAACAAUUACAAAGUCAACAAUUACAAAAUCAACAACUACAAAAUCAACAACAACAAUUACAAAAUCAGCAACAGUUACAGAACCAACAACAACAGUUACAAAAUCCACAACAGAUACAAAAUCAACAACAGAUGCAAAAUCAGCAACAGAUGCAAAAUCAGCAACAGAUGCAAAAUCAGCAACAGAUGCAAAAUCAGCAACAGAUGCAAAAUCAGCAACAGAUGCAAAAUCAGCAACAGAUGCAAAAUCAGCAACAGAUGCAAAAUCAGCAACAGAUGCAAAAUCAGCAACAGAUGCAAAAUCAGCAACAAAUGCAAAGUCAACAACAACUGCAAAAUCAACAACAACUUCAAAAUCAUCAUCAACAACAACAAAUACAAAAUCAGAUGCAGACCCAUCAAAAUCAGCAAAUUCAGCAACAAAGACAAGAAGAAGCAGAACAACAAAUGUUUUCACAAUCUGACAGAGUUAACUUAAAUUCCAGAUUAAAAACGAUGAUACUAAAUAAGCAGAACCAUAUUAGAGAUGGCACAAAUACGCCACCAGACAAAGGUGACCCUGGAGAAGGACCCCCUCGUAUAAUAGAUGACAGAAAAAGUGGGGCUAAUGACGAUAGAAAUACCACCGGUCAUUUUUUAUCGUAUAGCCACCAUCUCCGAGAUAAUUACCGUAUAGGUGAACAGGGCUUUCCUGUCACUGGUAAUUAUUCACAAAGCACCCAUGUCUACGGCUUGGGUGAUUUCGGAGGUGGUGGCCACCACGUAUGGGAGGGAGGCACGGGGGUCUCAAAAGGUUAUGAUAAACACAAUUUGUCAAAAAAUGCGUCUAAAACUCCUCAAAAAUUACCAUCUUACGCUGAUAUGAGACCGCAAUAUGGAGCAUAUUCAAAUAUACCUUACGAUGCGCAAAAGUAUGCAGAAAUGUACGGUAGUGAUAGCAAUUUAAGUUAUAAUCAACAAGAUAAUAAAGAUUUUCAAUCGAAGAUGCUUAUUGGACCAGUAUCUAAUAUUAACCAACAAAAUUGCGCCCCGGCGCGUGACGUAAACGCACAAAAAAGAGCUUAUGAUAAAGAGCCUUAUGAUUCUAAAUUUAGACAUCCAGCAGCACCUCUAAUACCUAAGUUAGAAAUACCGGAUAGUUUUCAAUAUUGCAAAGAUACUAUAAAGAUGGAACCUCAAAGACAAAUGAAUCUAAAUAUGUAUUCAAAACCAAACGAAACACUUACAAAUGUUAACUAUAAGGAUUGUGCUAAUAAUAUUCCUCAUAGGUCACAUCAAGUUACAGCAUUGCCACCGAUAUCAACAAUUAAAAAUGAGAAUUUUAACCUUAACCAAAAAUCUCAGAUCUAUCAUAACUUUCAAAAUAAUUCGUAUGAAAGAAAAGUUAACAAAAGCGAUUCUUACGCUCAAAUACCACGAAUUCAAGGAGGCUUAGGUUUCCAAAAAUAUAACGGGAAUUAUGAAGCAAGAUAUGAAAAAGGGUCAGAUAGUGGAGGUAAUUCUGGUAGAGGUACACCCGUCCAACCUAAACCACCUUAUUAUAUCGAACAGAUCAAAUCAGAGCAUUCGCCACCUGGACAUAAGAUCUACAAAAAUCUAAGCUACGGUCCACCAAGAAAUGAACCAUACAUGUUUACAGGGGAGGGUGGACCGGUUUCUAUUAGAAAUGAAGUAGGCUAUGCCUGUUGUAGGCAAGGCUCUACAACGAAACCUCCCCCAGAGCACUUAAGAGAUGGAGCAUGUCCAGGGCUUCAAACCAAAGAUGAAAUUCUGGAAGAUGAUCCAGAUAAUACUGACAAAAAUGAUCCUAAGAACAAAUCUAAGCCCGGUACACCAUUAGCAGAAUUACUUAUAAAGAACCCUAAGGAAAAUCAAUUUAAUUACUCCAAAGAAUAUUUAGACAAUUUAGAAAAGUUAAAAAAUAAUUCAAGAACCGAGGUACCCGAUUGCAAUUGUUUUCCUGCUGAUAAAAAUCCACCAGAACCAGGCAGUUAUUACACCCACUUAGGAGCAUCAUCGUCUUUAGUAGAACUUAGGAAAGAACUUGAAGCACGCACAGGAUUGUCUGGAAAUGAAUUGAGAAUCGAAAAAGUUUGUUAUACUGGAAAAGAAGGAAAAACUGCUCAAGGUUGUCCCAUGGCUAAGUGGGUCAUUCGACGGUCUAACUAUACAGAAAAAGUAUUAGUCGUGGUGAAGUUUCGAAAUGGUCAUAAAUGUGCUACGUCCUGGAUAGUGGUAUGCUUAGUAGCCUGGGAAGGAAUCCCACAAUCUGAAGCUGAUUUAGAUUACACUCUGCUGUCUCAUAAACUAAACAGAUAUGGAUUACCAACUACUCGUCGAUGUGCGACAAACGAAAAUAGAACUUGUGCAUGUCAAGGUCUCGAUCCUGAAACGUGCGGCGCGUCCUACAGUUUCGGUUGCUCAUGGUCCAUGUAUUAUAAUGGAUGUAAAUACGCCCGUUCAAAAACUGUCCGCAAGUUCCGACUUUCGGUCAAAACUGAGGAAAGUGAAAUUGAGGAGCGCAUGCAUGUUCUCGCAACACUGUUAAGCCCAUUGUACAUGAACCUCGCGCCUAAAUCAUUUGAAAAUCAAUGUCAGUUUGAAAAAGAAGCUUCCGAUUGUCGAUUGGGUUUUAAACCAGGCCGUCCUUUUUCUGGAGUAACAGCAUGUAUAGAUUUUUGUGCUCAUGCACAUAGAGAUCUGCACAAUAUGAACAAUGGAUGCACGGCAGUUGUAACCCUAGCAAAGCAUCGUGCACUUUCAAAACCUAACGACGAACAACUGCAUGUUCUUCCACUGUAUGUUUUAGACACCACUGAUGAAUUUGGGUCAAAAGAAGCACAGGAAGAAAAAAUGAAAAGUGGAGCAUUAGAAGUCUUGGACAAAUAUCCUAUGGAAGUUCGAGUUCGGUCAGUUCCUUUACAACCCUGCAGACGUCACGGAAAAAAAAGAAAAGACGACGAAAAUUCAGAAUCAAAUAAUUCGUCAACAAACACGCCUCAACAGAGUCCGGGUAACCAGAAGAAACCCCAAUGUUCUACUCCCGCACCUAAAACGCCUCAACCAAAUGAUGUUAGAAAUAAUGCAAGUCCAAGAAGCCAAAGUAGUGCUUCACCAAGAGCAAACACGCCGGCUUUAAAUCAAACAAAUACUUCUUUCUCCAAUAAUCCUCAUUAUAAUUCUGCUUUUGUUAAUCCAAAUAUACAUAAUCUCAACCCCGGACUGAUGAACUCGAAUUUAGGUAAUCCAGCUUUACUGGAUAUGGCUACAAUGAUUGACAAUUUCACAGAUGCCCAACUACAGAGUAAUCAAAUUUCUAGUACUGUAUUAGACUCACCUUAUAAUCCUUACGACCAAAGCUACAAUCUUCAUAAUCAAAACACUAUAUACAAUCCAACACAUGGGCCUACAUUAGUGGAGAAUAACUGUCAGAAUUCCAAUCCAAAUCAAUUACCAAGCUUUACGCCUACGUUACAAAAAAGAGACCAACAAUUUACAACACAGAAUUCUGUACCAGUUAACGCGACCCAACAACAAUGGCCAGAUUUUGAUAAUUCAGAAAUAUUUAAUAACGUCGUAAAGGAAGAUCCCGAUUCUACUACAGCUCAUUUAAACAUGCCGCCUAAUAACUAUAGCCCAGACUCAAAUCGAAGCGACAACAAUUCUGAUCAAAUCUAUAAAACUACUACAGAAACAGAAAAACAAAAUGCUAAUGACAUAUCACAAAAAAUGCCUGAAUUUGAUAUGCCUAAUUCUCCGAGAUUAACGGAGAUAUCUCAAAAAACUCAGCGCACACCAAAAUCACCAGCAUCGACUCAAGAACAAAAAUCACCUAUUAAUGAUACUGUUAUUAACCCAGAAAGUCGUAAAAGUGCAUGGAAAUCACCAGAUUCCAAAAGUUGGGAUUCAUCUAAACCCAAAGAACAAGUUAAUGAAAAUGAAAGUGCACUGUUUAGAAUACCUAAAGCGAGACCACCUUCUAGGACUCAGUAUGUCAAUCCAGGUGAUGCUAUAGAAAACUCAACAUUUUUAAAACCAUAUCCUCCAUCUGAUAGACAAAAUCCAAACCAAGGAUAUGAACAGAGAACACAUGAUAUCAGAAUGAAUAAUGUUGCACCUCCAACAUCAGUGUUUCAGACAAAUUUUACAAUUAAUCACGAUGACAUACAAAAUGCAUCGACGAAUAAACCCGUUACUGAGUUUACGGGUAAUAACUUUCAGCCCGUUAACCAAAAUACUUAUAGCCAAUCUUCGAUGCAAGGCUAUGGCAAUUAUCCUCAAAUGACGAACGCGUAUCCAUUUACGCCUAAUCCAUAUGGCCAUUUCAAUCCUUAUGAAAAUUCCUAUAACGAUUAUAACAGCUUAGCGUAUUACAAUGCUGAAAAAUUUAAAAGAGAAGAAUUAUUAAGAAAUUCACACUGCUAUAAUUCUUACGGAUACCAGUAUAAUCCCAACUUCGCCACCAACUUUUAUCAAAAUCCGAGCCCAAAUUGGUGUCAAUCUUCGCCUAACUGGUGUUUGUAUCCUCCGCCUUUUUCCAUUCCAUAUCCGCCGGAACCACCAAAGGCAGAACCAAUAGGAGAAGUAACGGGAAUAUCCGAUAACCUAGAAUGCUUCAAAGAUAGUCAAAUGGGCGGAGUAGCUAUUGCAUUAGGCCAUGGAAGUGUUUUAUUUGAAUGUGCAAAACAUGAAAUGCAUUCGACGACCGCAGUUAAGAGUCCAAAUCGAGUAAAUCCGACCCGCAUAUCAUUAGUUUUUUACCAACACAGAAAUUUGAAUCGCCCUAAACAUGGUCUUGAAGAAUGGGAGGAAAAAAUGAGAUUAAAAAAAUUAGGUCUGAAUCCGUCUACGCCCAGUACUCCCGGCCCGAAUUCAAAUUCUGUUUCACCUGCAUCCACCCCGGGGCCAGAUCAAAGACCUACACCGACUGCAGAGAAAUGGAAAAGCAAUGAAAAUCUUAUUCCCGGUGGUUACAGUUCGUUAUCAGCUUUAGUAGAAGCGACGAAUGCUGCUAAGAAAAGUGGUCAAAUUAGACUGAGGACAGACACACAGACUACAAUGUCGUGGACUACUCUAUUUCCUAUGCACCCAUGCACUGUCACAGGCCCCUACCAAGAAUCCGGCACUUGA